GGAUUUGGGUUUAAGAUAUAUGGUUUGGGUUUAGGGUUUAGAGUUUGGGUUUAGAAUUUAGGGUUUAGGGUUUAGAUUUAAGGUUUAGAGUUUAGAAUUAGGGUUUAGUUAGUGACGUUAGCGUUAUUAAAAUGAAUGUCAUUAUUUUUUUAAAAUUAUUUUAGAUUUUUUUAAAAGAAAAAUGUAUUUUAUUAUUAAUCUAUGCGGCAGUUUGAUUGGUAAUAAGAGAAAAUGUGAAUUUAAAAAUUCACCUUAGGUGACCCUAAGUUUUAUUCUUUAGAAAACUGUAAGAAAAACCAACUGUAACCAGAAUCUUAUUAAUCCUGUUUCUGAUUAGUUCUUUGCCUAUUCACAAAUUUCCUAUUCUCAGGUUUUUUUUUUAAAACAUAGAUGAAAAUAACAAUUAAGUUGUGUAAACCUGUAAAAUAACCUAACAGUAAGCAGAAUCUUAUUAAUCUUGUUUCCGGUUAGUUCUUUGCACAUUCACACACUUACUAUUCUUAGGGUUUUCGAAAACCACACAUGAAAAAAACUUUCGUUCACACUUCGAUUCUUGUUUCCAACAGUAAAAACUAAUUAAAUGAAUUUAUUCGUGUUAAAAAACAAAUCUUUAUAAUCGUCUCUCCGUAAAAAAAUUGUUAGUGCAAUCUUUUCUUUGGUCUGUUUCCUUUUGUUUGUUGUUGGAUUCUUCUUCGUCUUCGUUGAGGGUUUUCAACAAUGGAGUUUGGAGAUGAUAAGAUGCUUUACCUGAGAGACACAUGGAAAGAAUCAAACAUGAUCUGCGACGUCACGCCUCUAAACCCUAGCUCUAACGGCGUUUGGCCUUCUCCUAACUUCACAGAUCCUAAUAUAAACGUUCAUUUCUGGGACCACGCGUUUCCACACUUACAGUUGAUAUUUCUCGUCAUUUCUUUCCUAUGGCAGUUCUUGCAUUUCUUCCUCCGCCGUCUCGGCAUGAUACGUUUCACGUCCCAUAUGCUUACUGGUGUUCUCUUGAGCAAGUCUUUUAUAAAUGAGAAUACAGCUGCGAGGAGAUUCUUCGCUUCAGAGGAUUACAAAGAGAUUGUGUUUAGUCUUGUUUCUGCUUGCUCUUACAUGAUGUUCUGGUUCUUGAUGGGAGUUAAAAUGGACAUGGGUUUGAUCCGAACCUCGGGGAGGAAAGCUAUCACCAUUGGUCUUUCCUCUGUCUUACUCUCCAUUUUGGUUUGUUCAGUUAUCUUUUUCGGAAACUUGAAAGACGUGGGAAACAAGAGAUCGGAUAAUACGCUUAGUUCUUUGGAAGCCGUAGUGGUUUACUCGAUACAAUGCCUUUCUUCUUUCCCUGUCGUUGGGAACCUUCUCUUUGAGCUAAGGCUACAGAACUCAGAGCUAGGUCGUCUCGCCAUCUCCGCUGCCGUCAUCAGCGACUUCAGCACCUCGGUUCUCUCUUCAUCUCUCAUCUUCAUGAAGGAGCUCAAGGACGAGCAAACACGGCUCGGGAGCAUGUUUAUAGGAGAUGUCAUCGCUGGGAACCGUCCUUUGAUGCGAGCAGCGGUAGCUGUUCUCUUUGUUUGUGUUGCCAUCUAUGUUUUCAGACCGUUGAUGUUCUACAUUAUUAGAAAAACACCAUCUGGUCGGCCCGUCAGGCCAAUCUACCUAGCUAUAAUCAUUGUUAUGGUCUCUGGAUCAGCCGUACUUGCCAACUGGUGCAAACAAUCUAUUUUCAUGGGACCUUUCAUAUUAGGUCUCGCUGUUCCUCAUGGCCCUCCUUUAGGCUCGGCGAUCGUUCAGAAGUUUGAGUCAGCAAUAUUCGGCACUUUUCUUCCGUUUUUCGUUGCCUCAUCUUCAAGUGAGAUAGACAUUUGGGCUUUGCUUAAUUGGAGUGCACUCAAUGGCAUUAUAUACAUCAUGGUAACAUCUUUCGUCGUCAAGUUUAUUUUGACCACUCUUCCUGCUUUGUUCUACGGUAUGCCAAUGGAAGACUGCUUCGCCAUCUCUCUUAUUAUGUCUUUUAAAGGCAUCUUCGAGCUCGGUGCCUACGCCUUGGCCUUCCAAAGAGGGUCUGUCCGUCCUGAGACCUUCACCGUUGCAUGUCUUUACAUAACGUUGAACUCCGCAAUCGUACCUCCGAUUCUGAGGUACUUAUACGACCCAUCGAGGAUGUACGCAGGGUACGAGAAGCGGAACGUGCAGCACCUGAAACCGAACUCCGAGCUGAGGAUCUUGUCGUGCAUCUACAGAACAGAUGACAUAAACCCAAUGAUCAACCUCCUUGAAGCCAUAUGCCCGUCCCGGGAAGCUCCUGUAGCAGCCUACGUUCUCCACUUGUUAGAGCUCGUGGGGCAAGCCAACCCCAUCUUCAUUUCCCACAAGUUACAGACUUGCAAAACAGAAGAGACGUCUUUCUCAAACAAUGUGGUUCUCUCCUUUGAAAAAUUCCACAAAGAUUUAUUCGGUUCGGUCUUCGUAAGCACCUUCACGGCCGUGUCUAUGCCCGAUACGAUGCAUGGAGACGUAUGCAUGCUUGCAUUAAACAACACUACUUCUCUCAUCCUCCUUCCUUUUCACCAGAGUUGGUCUGCUGACGGAUCAGCUCUCAUCUCGGACAGCAACAUGAUCAGGAACCUUAACCAGAGCGUUCUUCAAGUAGCGCCAUGCUCUGUCGGAAUCUUUGUCUAUAGAAGCAGCUACGGUCGGAGAAACAUCAAUGACACGGUUUUAAACAUGUCAUCCUACAAAGUAUGUAUGAUCUUCAUUGGUGGUAAAGACGAUAGAGAAGCCGUGACACUUGCGACUAGAAUGUCACGUGACCCUAGAAUUAACCUGACCGUGGUCCGAAUGACUACUGUCGAUGAUAAAGUAAAAGAAAUCUCGGAGUGGGAUAAAAUGCUUGACGAUGAACAUCUUAGAGAGAUGAAGAGCAACGCAUCAGUAGAUGUCUUUUAUACUGAAAAGGCGAUCUUAGACGCUACUGAGACACCGGGUGUGAUGAAAUCGUUGGCGAGUGAGUUCGAUAUGUUCGUAGUGGGGAGAGGAAAAGGGAGGAAGAGUGUGUACACGGAUGGGCUUGAGGAGUGGAGUGAGUUUAAGGAGCUUGGUGUUAUUGGUGAUUUACUGGCUUCACAUGAUAUCAAUUCUCAGGCUUCUGUUUUGGUUAUACAACAACAACAGCUUAUGAUUUAGGUCAAUGUUCCUUGUUACCUACGCAAUUCAUUUGUAGUUUUACCAAUUUUCUUUUCACUAUAGUCAUUCGAAAGUUAAUUGUAAUUAUGGUAUUCUUUUGUAAAUUUCACUUAAUCCAUUCAAAUUUUUUUUUUGUAACUUAAAUUUCACUUAAUCCAUUCAAAUUUUACUUUCUGGAAAACUCAGUUUCUCGUUAAGAUAAAGCUUUGUUCAUCAGAAGAGCAAAUUAACUGAGAAGAAAUUGAUUGGUGUAUGUCAUGUAUCAUCAACAUAAUGUGGAUUCACCCAUGAUGUGAAGUACUUCUCUGUUUGAUGAGGUCAUUGACAUGUGACACUCACUCAUGUUGUUGAGCUACUAAAACAGAAACUCUAGUUCUUAGAUCUUCAGAUGCAAGCAGCUCCGGUCUAACAUUUUCAAUUUUUUAUGUCUUAUUAUGUUCACUUAAAACUUUGCGUCUUUUUAUUCAUGUGAAAUUUUAUAGUGUUAUAUAUACAAUUAAAAUUUUCAUUUAAAAUCAUGAUGUGCUAAGCGGUGGGGUUUUUUUUACCUAUGCUCUGGACCGGCCAUAGAUGCUAGCAAACCGGAUGCCUCCUAACUCCUAAAGCUCCAUCCACUCAGCUAAUCCAGAGAAACCCCCAGUGAUUCAUCAUCAUUGUGAUCUUUCUCCCUAUAAUCACCAAGUCAAUACUUUUUCACCACCAAUGUUUAUUGUGGUGACCACCGUUGAGAAUCUUCUCCGAGUAGGUGAAACUUUCGGCCGUGGAAUAUGUUUCCUCCAAAUCAUUCAAGACUCUGUCAACACUAAGUGGUUGAUUGUUUGUGGUUUUUGCUUUAGUUUUUGGUUUUUGCUUUUGUAGAAACCAUUUUUCAUCCAAUCAAGUUUUUGGUUUUAAUUUUUGUUUUUCUAAAAACCAUUUGAGUUGCCAAUCAAGAUUUUCAAUAAAUAGAUUCCCUAAAAUUUAGGGAAACUAGUUUUUGAAAAGUUUAACCAAUUUAUGAAGAAAAACCAAAAACCAACUUUUGUGAGCUUUUAUGAAGAAAAACGAAUUUUGAUUUUUUUUUGUAGAAACUACUACAUUAUAAUUAAUUAAUAAUUAAUAAAUAA
Messenger RNA from Brassica napus (rape), 4268 nucleotides. RefSeq names its product cation/H(+) antiporter 3-like. Gene Ontology annotation, biological process: proton transmembrane transport; regulation of pH. The coding region runs from base 718 to 3162 and encodes 814 amino acids. The transcript is spliced from 3 exons. Lineage: Eukaryota; Viridiplantae; Streptophyta; Magnoliopsida; Brassicales; Brassicaceae. The record is from RefSeq and is a predicted model, not a curated record. Gene Ontology annotation, molecular function: antiporter activity. Gene Ontology annotation, cellular component: membrane; endomembrane system.